CACAAAUUUCUAUCAAUAUAAAUAUUUUUAUAAUUUUUUUAUAACAUAUUUAAUCAAUAUUGAUCAAACUCUUUUUUUCCUACAUUCUCAAUAAGAUUAAUUCAUUCCAUAAUAAAUGAGCAAUUUCAAAUUCAAAGUAAUCUCAACUUCUUCACUCACCUAUUUAAUUCUUCAUCCAAAAUAAUUCAUACUUGAUUCUUUCAUCAUACUUGCAUGCAAACAUUAAGUCUAUGAUAUCACAAAUCUCCAUCCAUUAUACAAUCCAUCAAUCCAAGCAUUCAUGACCAGCAACAAAUUCCUCAACAAUUCCAAAUUCAAGGUAACAAUCCCAAGUCCUUCACCAACAUUAUACGUCACUGUCGCGAGAUAUUGAUCUCCGGAAACAUCCGCGCAACCAGUUGAGCACCGCGAUUGCCAACUCACCCUCUCCACAAGCUUUCAUCAAGGGGCGGUUCCAAUUCAAACCAAUCGCAUCGCAGCUUUAGUCUCCCUUAGCAAGCCUUCAACGUCCCGCCCUCGAUUCUCACCCUCUAGUCGAUCGUCGUUCGCGGCGCAGGUGGGUGGGGAAUGAUUUUCACUGUCGAUGCGGUGGCUGGCAUCAAAAAAGCCUGAGAGUUCGGGCCGCUGACACGUAUCAACUGUCACGUAUCGUCCAGUACUGUACCAGUCAAGCUCAAGAACCGAAAACCCUUCGUGGUUAUACGGAAUAAUCAAAAAAGAGACAAAGUUCGCGUCAGGAUGGUAUCAAACGGAGGACCGAAAUUUCAUUGGGCUUGGAAGUCCGUCAGGAUGGCUCGAGUUGACCAUGGGAUCCUUUCUUGAGACUUGUCACCACGUCGAAGGACGGGAGAGGGUUGAACGAUCGGGAAUGACUCGAUCUCGAGGACGCUCGAUUUUGUGAACUCGGAUUUCUAUUUGUGUCUUUUCGACAAACGGUGAAAUCGAAGACAUCUAUGGACAGAUUACACUUGUUGUUUCUUCGAAAUUAUUAACUUGGAUCUUGGUGACUGAGGAGAGACUUUUUGACGUGAAGUCGAAGCAUAGAUCUACAAAAAUAGAUUUGUAUUAUUGAAAUUGUGAAUUUAGAUCUUGGUGACUAGAGAGAUUUUUAGACUUGGAAUAUAGAUGUAUGAAACAAGUUAUACUUGUUGUAUUAUUGAAAUUGUGAACUUGGAUCUUGGUGACCAAAGAGACCCUUAGACUUGGAUAAAUGUGGAGAUUGAUAUAGAGAUUUGGAUAGGUUGUUAUUUCAUUGAUAUUUGUGAAUUUGGAUUCUGAUGACUUGGAACUUUUUGACGGCCUGGAAGGAAUCACAGGGAUUAAAGUUGAUUCUUUAAAGAUUAUUGAAAAAGAAAAGGAGAGAAUUAAAGGAGGAAAAAAUUGUUGGAGAAGUGCAAAUAGUGAAAAAGUGGUGGGGAGACUGAGGAAUUGAGAGCUCGAGGGCACAAGGAACCAUGUUGGAAUUCUACCCUCCGCUACCAGGUAGCUUGAACCGGCAGGGUGAGUCGGGUCCGCCGACUAUGGGAUCUGCUGCACCUCCGAUUCCAUUUCGUCCUGCAAAUGACAAUAACAAUGCAGAGCCGUCAGUAUCAGUGAAAACGGAAUCAGGCCUUUUGGAAACGAUCUGCGCCGGUUGCGGUCGUACGAUAGUCGACAAAUACGUGAUGCAAGUAGCUGGAAGAAACUACCACGAGGAAUGUCUGUCAUGCGCCGCGUGUGCAACACCUUUAAUUCAUUCUUGUUUCAUCCGCGAAUUAAAACUCUAUUGUCGGACCGAUUAUGAGCGGAUCUUUGGAGUCAAGUGUGCACGAUGCAUGGAGAAGAUCAGCUGCUCGGAUUUCGUGUUAAGGACACCGGGUUCGGUAUUUCACGUGGAGUGUUUUGCGUGUUGCAUGUGCGGCCAACCUUUGCCUCCUGGCGCCCAUUAUUUCCUACGUCAGGGACAACCGAUUUGCCGAAGAGAUUAUGAGCACGAGUUGUACCUGAACAGUCCUCAAGACGAUGAUUUAUUGGACGAUAAUAGACCUCGUGAUGGUCGUCGGGGGCCCAAACGACCACGGACGAUUCUUACAUCAGCGCAGAGACGUCAGUUCAAAGCGUCGUUUGAAGUAUCGCCGAAACCUUGUCGAAAAGUUCGUGAAGCUUUGGCGAAAGAUACAGGUCUUAGUGUACGUGUGGUGCAAGUAUGGUUUCAAAAUCAACGGGCGAAAAUGAAAAAGUUGCAAAGAAAAGCAAAGACUGAGCCUGGAUCAGAUAAAGAACCAAAGGAGGAACGUCGGACAGAAAGUCCUCAUAGUGAUCAUAGUCAUUACUUGAACGCCAUGAACAUGCGCGACGGGGAAUCUUCUGGUUUCCCCUCAGCCACUCAACCGCUCAACCCCAAUAACCCGUAUUCGCCCGACGAUGCGUAUCCAGGUCAUUCAGGUGAGAGUUUUUGCAGCAGUGAUCUGUCGUUGGAUGGCACAGAAGCUGGCUUCGAUAUAGGUGAGAACGAAAGUGGUGGUGGCCAAGAGGGUGGUCAUCAGAGUAGCAGCCACUCCCACCAUGGACCGACGUCUCACGAGGCGCCUUCCUUGUCUCAGAGUUUGCACGCUGCGAUUCAUAAUCCAAUCGACAAACUGUUUAUGAUGCAGAGUAGUUAUUUUAGUGGUGACCAUGCGUAAUCUUUGAGAGAGAAGAGGAAAACACGAGAAAAUGCGAAAUAAGAGAAAAAGAAAGGGAAAGAAAAGAAGAAAAUAAUGUUCUCCUCUUUUUCUCGUGACUGGUUCACCCUAACCCCAUCGGCGUAGCUGGUCCCUGCGCGUAAUCGAUGUGUCGUUAAUUGCAACACUUCCUGUCUUUUGGUUCGUGAUUUAAAAUGCAUGAAAAAGACUGUACAGCAUUCUUUUUUAAUUUAUUUUUCUUAGAUCUUAAAAUAGAUAGAUAUGUUUAGUCAUUUAUUAUAAAUUUUUAAGGA
Apis mellifera (honey bee) is the source of this 2956-nucleotide messenger RNA. It is a transcript of the gene Lmx1a, whose product is annotated as LIM/homeobox protein LMX-1.2. Gene Ontology annotation, biological process: neuron differentiation; regulation of transcription by RNA polymerase II. Gene Ontology annotation, molecular function: DNA-binding transcription factor activity, RNA polymerase II-specific; RNA polymerase II transcription regulatory region sequence-specific DNA binding. The record is from RefSeq and is a predicted model, not a curated record. The transcript is spliced from 5 exons. Gene Ontology annotation, cellular component: nucleus. Bases 1455 to 2663 code for a protein of 402 amino acids. Lineage: Eukaryota; Metazoa; Arthropoda; Insecta; Hymenoptera; Apidae.